Molecule: messenger RNA, 1863 nt
Organism: Stylonychia lemnae
Lineage: Eukaryota; Ciliophora; Spirotrichea; Sporadotrichida; Oxytrichidae
Source: the annotation of a GenBank genome assembly
AUGAAUAGAAUCUCAAUUGUAGUAGCACUCCUUCUCGGAAUCGCUAUGGCUCACAGAGUUGACCAACCUUGCAGAAGAAAGUCAACCAAACCAAUUCACCCAGUGUUGAAGUCUGCUCCUCUCCAAGACUAGGCACUCCCAGACAACUGGAUUUGGAACAACGUUAAUGGAGUCAACUACCUCACUAACUUGAAGAAUCAACACAUUCCUCAGUACUGUGGUUCAUGCUGGGCUCAAUCUGCUACCUCAGCUUUCUCAGAUAGAAUCAAGAUUGCAAGAAAGGCUCAAUGGCCAGAUAUCAACAUCGCUCCUCAAGUAGUUAUCUCAUGUUCAAUGAAUGACGAUGGAUGCCAUGGUGGUGAGGCCCUUUCUGCCUUCGAAUUCAUGCACAAUAAUGAAGUCACUGAUGAGACCUGCUCAAUCUAUCAAGCCAGAGGUCAUGAUAAUGGUAUCGAAUGCGCUCCAAUUACCAUGUGCAAGAACUGUCAACCAGGCUCUGACUGCUUUGUCCCAGACCAAUAUUACACUUACAGAGUCGAUGAGUUCGGACAAGUUUCAGGAGAACAAGCUAUGAUGCAAGAGAUCUACCAACGUGGACCAAUUGCUUGUGGUAUUGCCGUGCCAGAUUCCCUUGAGGCCUACACUGGAGGUAUCUAUAAAGACACUACUGGUGACACAGACAUCGUCCAUGAUAUUUCAGUAGUUGGAUUUGGUGUUGAGAAUGGAACCAAGUAUUGGGUAGUUAGAAACUCAUGGGGUACCCACUGGGGUGAAAGUGGAUUCGUUAGAGUCAUCAGAGGUGAAAACAACAUCGCUAUUGAGACUGAUUGCGCUUGGGCCACUCCUCUUGAUACCUGGAGCAACAAGACCAUGCAUCACACAACUGAUGCUGAGAAGAAGGAUCCAAAGAACGCAAAAUACGUUAAGAAUGGACCAUACCCAGAAAGAACAGCCGACGAAGUAUUCUUGGCCAAGGACCACAAGACUUGCAAGAGAGUCCCACAAUCUGCCAUCAUUAAGGGAACUCUUAGUGAGCAGAAACCAGCUGUUAUGCCAUGGGAUGAACUCAAUGCCAACACCCUCCCCGCCAACUGGGACUGGAGAAAUGUUAACAACACUAACUUCCUUUCAUGGAACAAGAACCAACAUAUCCCAAUCUAUUGCGGAUCAUGCUGGGCUCAAGGUACUACUUCAUCACUCGCUGAUAGAUUCAACAUUCUCUUGAAGGAUCACAACCCAACUCCAAUUGAUCUCUCUGCUCAGACCAUCAUCAACUGCCAAGCUGGAGGUUCAUGCAACGGUGGUGACCCAUCAGGUGUCUACGAAUAUGCCUUCGAAACUGGUAUUCCAGAUGUUUCAUGCGAACAAUACGUUGCCAAGAACUCACAAAAGGACACAUGCGGACCAAUGGACAUCUGCAAGGACUGCAGAGGACCCCCACCCGCUGAGGGAGAUGACGGACAACAAAACUGCUGGGCUGUUGACUACAAGAAGUACUACGUUUCAAACUACUACGGUCUUUCAGGUGCCGACAAGAUGAAGGCUGAAAUCUUCAAGAACGGACCCAUCUCCUGCGGUCUUAUGGUUACUGACGGAUUCGAAGCCUACAAAGGUGGUAUCUAUUCAGAGAAAAGCUUCUGGCCAAUGAUCAACCACGAAAUCGCCGUCGUCGGAUGGGGACUUGAUGAGGCCACAAAGACUGAGUAUUGGAUUGGCAGAAACUCAUGGGGAACUUACUGGGGAGAUUUUGGAUUUUUCAAAAUCGAGAUGCACAAGGACAACCUUGCUAUUGAAACUGAUUGCACAGCUGGUAUCCCAUCAUUCACCAAGCCACAAAAAUAACACUUCGAACUCAUCCAAUGA